CCCCGCCCCCUGCCCGCGCCGCUGCCGCUGUCGCCGCUGCCGCCGAGGGGGCCGCGGGGCUGCGGGGGGCGCCUCCGGGGCGCGGCGCGGACGCCAGGCGAGGGGGCCGCGGGCGAGCUGAAGCCCAGGGGGGCCGGGCCGCCCCCGCUGCGCCCGCCCUCCCGCCCGGGAUGCGGCGCUGAGGCCCAGCAUGGCCGGCCCGGGCCCCACCUUCCCGCUGCACCGGCUGGUCUGGGCGAACCGGCACCGCGAACUCGAGGCCGCGCUGCACAGCCGCCAGCACGACAUUGAGCAGGAGGACCCCCGGGGCCGCACUCCCCUGGAGCUGGCCGUGUCCCUGGGGAACCUGGAGUCGGUGCGGGUCCUGCUUCGACACAAUGCCAACGUGGGCAAGGAGAGCUGCCAGGGCUGGGCAGUCCUGCAGGAGGCGGUCAGCACGGGGGACCCCGAGAUGGUGCAGCUGGUGCUCCAGUACCGGGACUACCAGAGGGCCACGCAGCGGCUGGCGGGCAUCCCCGAGCUGCUUAACAAGCUCCGCCAGGCUCCCGAUUUCUACGUGGAGAUGAAGUGGGAGUUCACCAGCUGGGUGCCCCUGGUGUCCAAGAUGUGCCCGAGCGACGUGUACCGGGUGUGGAAGCGCGGCGAGAGCCUGCGCGUGGACACCAGCCUCCUGGGCUUCGAGCACAUGACGUGGCAGCGGGGCCGCCGGAGCUUCAUCUUCAAGGGCCAGGAGGAGGGCGCCCUGGUGAUGGAGGUGGACCACGACCGCCAGGUGGUGCACACGGAGACGCUGGCGCUGGCGCUGCACGAGCCCGAGGCGCUGCUGGCCGCCAUGAGGCCCAGCGAGGAGCACGUGGCCAGCCGCCUGACCUCGCCCAUCGUCUCCACCCACCUGGACACCCGCCACGUGGCCUUCGAGAGGAACAAAUGUGGUAUCUGGGGCUGGCGGUCGGAGAAGAUGGAAACCGUUAGCGGCUAUGAGGCCAAGGUCUACAGCGCCACCAAUGUGGAACUGGUGACACGCACGCGCACGGAGCACCUCUCUGACCAGGACAAGUCGAGGAGCAAAGGGGGCAAGACUCCGUUCCAGUCCUUCCUCGGCAUCGCCCAGCAACAUUCCUCCCACAAUGGGGCUUCCGUGCAGCAGGCAGCCAGCCCCACCAACCCCACGGCCAUUUCCCCGGAUGAGUACUUCGACCCCAACUUCAGCCUGGAGUCACGCAACAUUGGCCGCCCCAUCGAGAUGUCCCGCAAAGUGCAGAGGUUCAAGGCCACGCUGUGGCUGAGUGAGGAGCACCCGCUCUCCCUGGGGGACCAGGUGACGCCCAUCAUCGACCUCAUGGCCAUCAGCAACGCCCACUUUGCCAAGCUGCGCGACUUCAUCACGCUGCGCCUCCCACCCGGCUUCCCAGUCAAGAUCGAGAUUCCCCUUUUCCACGUGCUCAAUGCGCGCAUCACCUUCAGCAACCUGUGUGGCUGCGACGAGCCGCUGAGCUCCGUGUGCACGCCGGCCAGCUCUGCGCCCACAGGCGCGGGGAGCCCGUUCCCCUGCGAGGUGGACCCCGCCGUGUUCGAGGUGCCCGAGGGGUACAGUGUGCUGGGCGCGGGGCGCAGUGAGCCCCUGAGGGACGAGGACGACGACCUGCUGCAGUUCGCCAUCCAGCAGAGCCUGCUCGAGGCGGGCACGGAGGCCGAGCAGGUGACCGUCUGGGAGGCACUGACCAACACCCGGCCCGGCACCCACCCAGCACCGCGGCCCGCGGCGGCGUACGAGGAGCAGCUGCAGCUGGAGCGGGCCCUCCAGGAAAGCCUGCGAAUGUCCACAGAGCCCAGGGCCCCGGGGUCCCCCCAGAGGACGCCUCCAGCCCCGGCGCCCCCAAGCUUCGAGGAGCAGCUUCGCCUGGCCCUGGAGUUGUCUUCUCGGGAGCAGGAGGAGCGGGAGCGGCGGGGGCAGCAGGAAGAGGAGGACUUACAGCGAAUCCUGCGGUUGUCGCUCACGGAGCACUGAGCACCGGGCAGCGGCCCUGGGGAAGGCCACCCAGUAACCCCACCUUUCGCCUUUGUAACUUAUUUAUUUAUAAAACUGCG
Molecule: messenger RNA, 2088 nt
Organism: Sorex fumeus (smoky shrew)
Lineage: Eukaryota; Metazoa; Chordata; Mammalia; Eulipotyphla; Soricidae
Gene: ANKRD13D
Product: ankyrin repeat domain 13D
Exons: 15
Coding region: 191-2008 (605 amino acids)
Cellular component (GO): cytoplasm
Molecular function (GO): protein binding
Source: RefSeq, a predicted model, not a curated record